This is a messenger RNA of Miscanthus lutarioriparius, 516 nucleotides long. The record is from the annotation of a GenBank genome assembly. Lineage: Eukaryota; Viridiplantae; Streptophyta; Magnoliopsida; Poales; Poaceae.
AUGGAGCUCAACAAGGUGCUGUACAUGUACGCCGCCACCGUGGCCCUGCUGCUCUGCUCCGCGGUGAACUUCAUCCAGAGCCCCUCCGACGUGUUCGGCCCCGUGGCGCUCCUGGAGCCGACACCCUCCGCGGCGCGCGGCUUCGGCGCCGUGGUCUCCGAGGCGCCCAUCGCGGUCAUGCAGCCCGGGUCCCCCGCCGACAUCGCGCGGCUCCUGGGCGCGCUGUCGUCGUCCUCGGCUGGGGCGAGGGCGGCCGUGGCGGCGCGCGGCGCGGGGCACUCGCUCCACGGGCAGGCCCAGGCGCGCGCCUCGUGGAGGUGGUGCGGCGCGGGGACGGGGACGCGCACAGGGGAGGUGGUGACAUGCUCACCCACCCAGAGCCCGGAGCUUUUCUUCGCCGUUCUUGGUGAGAUGGGUGAGGGCCUGCUACGACAGCUUCGAGACGUUCACCAAGGACCAGGAGCUCCUGGUCAAUGUCGGAGCUGGUGGACUACGUGGAGGGCUUCAUGGUCCUGA